This is a messenger RNA of Neurospora tetraspora, 2168 nucleotides long. RefSeq names its product armadillo-type protein. The transcript has 3 exons. The coding region runs from base 389 to 2035 and encodes 548 amino acids. Lineage: Eukaryota; Fungi; Ascomycota; Sordariomycetes; Sordariales; Sordariaceae. The record is from RefSeq and is a predicted model, not a curated record. Gene Ontology annotation, biological process: NLS-bearing protein import into nucleus. Gene Ontology annotation, molecular function: protein binding; nuclear import signal receptor activity. Gene Ontology annotation, cellular component: nucleus; cytoplasm; nucleoplasm.
GGAAAGUGGAGGACAGGCCGCCUUCUCGUUUCCGCUUUCUGCUUGAGGCGCGGGCGAACUCCCAAAUUCUUUCAUCGUCGCUCCUCAAAAAACACACAACCCACCUGCCCCAUCCCCAAAACCAAUCCUUCUCUGACGUUUUCCGUCUCGCCGACAACGCACCCAUCCUCUCCUUCGUCCCCCAUCCAGGAUUGCUUUGGCAGGACCGCAUCAACUGGACUCAUCCGAUUCUUCGACUUCUUUGAUCGCAUAUACCUACCUUUGAACGGCUCGUAGCAACUUCAUCGCCGGGGCUUCAUCGACUGCAUCGCCCCUCGUUUGCCGCCUCCAAUAUCACCACCAUCACCCACCCGUCUGGACACCGUCGUCUCGACAUCACAUCGCAACCAUGGCUGACCGGUACAUUCCCGAGCAUCGUCGCACCCAGUUCAAGGCCAAGAGCGCCUUCAAGCCCGAUGAGCUUCGUCGCCGUCGUGAGGAACAGCAGGUCGAGAUUCGCAAGGCGAAGCGCGAGGAGAACUUGGCCAAGAGGCGCGGUAUUGGUGCUGGCGACUCGCGACCUGGAGCUUCCCUUGGUGCUGCCCCCGACAGUGACGAUGAGAACCCUCCCACCGAGUCUCAGUUGAGCGAGGACCUCCCCAAGAUGGUCGAGGGUGUCUUCUCCAGUGAGAUCGAUAAGCAGAUUCAGGCGACCACCAAGUUCAGAAAGUUGCUCAGCAAGGAGCGCAACCCUCCCAUUGAGGAGGUUAUCAAGACCGGCGUCGUUGGUCGCUUCGUCGAGUUCCUCCGCUCCCCCCACACCCUGGUUCAGUUCGAGGCCGCUUGGGCCCUUACCAACAUUGCUUCGGGCUCUGCCACUCAAACCCAGGUUGUCAUCGAGGCUGGUGCUGUUCCCAUCUUCGUCGAGCUUCUCGGAAGCCCCGAGCCUGAUGUCCGCGAGCAGGCUGUCUGGGCUCUUGGCAACAUUGCCGGCGACAGCCCUCAGUGCCGUGAUUACGUUCUGAGCUGCGGUGCUCUGCGUCCUCUGUUGACCCUCCUUGGUGAUAGCCGCAAGCUUAGCAUGCUCAGGAACGCUACCUGGACUCUCAGCAACUUCUGCCGUGGCAAGACUCCUCAGCCCGACUGGAACACGAUCGCCCCUGCCUUGCCAGUUCUCGCCAAGCUCGUCUACUCGCUCGACGAUGAGGUCCUUAUUGACGCUUGCUGGGCCAUCUCCUACCUCUCGGAUGGAUCUAACGAUAAGAUCCAGGCGGUUAUUGAAGCUGGCAUUCCCAGGCGUCUUGUUGAGCUCCUCAUGCACGCUUCCACCUCUGUUCAGACGCCCGCGCUCAGAUCCGUUGGCAACAUUGUGACGGGAGACGAUGUUCAGACCCAGGUUAUCAUUAACUGCGGUGCCCUUCCCUGCCUCCUGUCUCUUCUGAGCUCCAACAAGGACGGCAUCCGCAAGGAGGCUUGCUGGACCAUCAGCAACAUCACUGCUGGAAACUCGGCUCAGAUCCAAUCUGUCAUUGACGCCAACAUUAUUCCUCCUCUGAUCCACCUUCUCUCCCACGCCGACCUCAAGACCCGUAAGGAGGCCUGCUGGGCCAUCAGCAACGCGACUUCGGGUGGUCUCCAGAAGCCCGAUCAGAUCAGGUAUUUGGUUGCUCAAGGCUGCAUCAAGCCGCUCUGCGACCUCCUUGCUUGCCCCGACAACAAGAUUAUCCAGGUUGCCCUGGAUGGUCUUGAGAACAUUCUCAAGGUUGGUGAGCUCGACAAGAACGCCGCUGGCGACGGCCCCGACUCGAUCAACCGUUAUGCCCUGUUUAUCGAGGAAUGCGGAGGAAUGGAGAAGAUCCACGACUGCCAGACCAACGCCAACGAGGAGAUCUACAUGAAGGCGUACAACAUCAUUGAGAAGUACUUCUCUGACGAGGACGAGGCCGGUGAUGAGGCCAUGGGCGCUCAGCAGCAGUUUGGAUUCGGUGCUUCCGGUGGUGCCCAGCAGGGUGGCUUCAACUUCGGUGCUAACGGCACCGAGUCGAUGGACAUGUAAAUGCUGUACAAUCCGUCUAGUUCUGUUUACGAAAGGGAGGGUUGAGUCAAAGAUUGGGAUGAGUGGACCCAGGUGUGAUGCUUAUUACGGCACUAUCUGGGAAUUCCUACCAUGAACGUCUUACCCCAUCAGC